This is a messenger RNA of Sipha flava (yellow sugarcane aphid), 1956 nucleotides long. Its product is annotated as X-linked retinitis pigmentosa GTPase regulator-like. The transcript has 14 exons. Bases 372 to 1703 code for a protein of 443 amino acids. The record is from RefSeq and is a predicted model, not a curated record. NCBI's taxonomy places the organism in Eukaryota, Metazoa, Arthropoda, Insecta, Hemiptera, Aphididae.
CCACGGUUCAUUCACAUCCGUGCGGAUUUUGCUCCCACUGACAUUCGUACGGAAAACCGCCGAUAUGUCCGAAGAAGACGUGAUACCGGUUGUAGUUUUUCAACAUUAUACCACAGUGGCGAAGAUUUCAAGCAAGUGUUGAUCUCAUCAGCGUACGUUGAACGUGGAAUGACAGGAAGUGUUUGUCUGAAAUCAAGCCAUGCAUCUUUAAAGACACCGGAGCUGUGUUCACGUAUGGAAAAAGUAGUUUUGCAGACAACAUUCCUAGUCAUUUUUUCAUAAGAAAUGAUCCUAUAAUCGAAAUUAGUUGUGGAAAUGAACAUUCUGGAAUUGUUUGUAAAAACGGACGAGUUUUUUGUUUUGGUAAAAACAUGUUUGGACAACUAGGCUUAGGACACACGGAAAAUGUUUAUAAACCAAAUUGUGUCAAAAACUUGAAACCAGAUAAAGUAAAGCAUAUAGCAUGCGGACGAUCACAUACUAUUGUUUCGACAGAUAAAAACACGGUCUAUGGAUUUGGCGAUAAUAGCGAAGGACAACUCGGACAACCGAUGAUAGACGUAUUGAACAGUUAUGACCCUAUCAGAGUAACUCAAUUCAACGAUAAUAUCAUUCAAAUAUCUGCCGGGUCAUAUCAUACGGCGGUUCUAUUAGAAAAUGGUGAUGUAUAUGUUUGGGGUUCAAAUAACGAGAGACAACUGGGAAUGGAUACAAUCAACGAUUCGGCCAACAUCAAAAUACCUACUAUAGUGCCGAUCAACCAUCCCGUGGUGUUCAUAUCAUGUGGGCACAAUCACACUGCAUUCGUUACGAAAGUUGGAGAUUUGUUCACGUGUGGCGACCGGGAGUACGGAAAACUCGGCCACGAUCUUUGGUCGCUUAACAAGGUCGAUACGACCGAGAAGAUAGUUCAAGUCGCAUGCGGAGCCAACCACACGGUCGCAUUGAACGAUGCAGGAAAAGUUUUCGUAUGCGGUAAAAACGACUGCGGUCAAAUCGGUUUGCGAAGUGUUACAUCUCAAGGUCAUCUGUACCCUUGCCCCAUCACCAACGAACGAAUUGUUCAAAUAAACUGCGGUGAAAGUCACAGCGCUUUUAUUACUGCAAGCGGUAAACUGUUCAUGUGUGGCGAUGGAAAGUACGGAAAGCUCUGCAUAGACAUUAAUCAAAUAACAAUUCCUAUGCUUGUUUCAAAAUUUGUUGAUAAAAAUUUAAACGUGCAGAUGGUCAGUUGUGGAGGUAAUCAUACAUUAGUUCAUGCCGAGCCGGCCGAAAACGAACUUAUCGACAAUGAUAACGUAAAACAAAUGAAAUCCACAGACACAUUACCCCCAUUGAAGGUUGCAAAAAAAGUAAUCGAAGAACGAAAAGAAAACAUUGAAAUAUUCACUACAAUUACUCCAACUGCCAAUGGUAAUGAACAGGAAGCCUUAAGUGUGAUUAAAAAAAAUGUUAAAGAAAACAAUACAGAUAUGAAUGAUAUGACCGAUCAACAAAUUCAAGUGGAUAAAAAAUCGUAUAACGAUAAUACACCAAAAAUAAAAAAUACAGUUAUAGGUGAUAAAUCGUUUGAAAAAAUAGAAAAAAUAACAAAUAACAUGCUGGUUAAUAAUUCUAAUGAACAAAAAGAAAAAAAAGUAGUAAAUAAAUCAAAAUAUCCUAGAAAUGAGAGAAUACGGUCUCGUUUGUGUGUAUUCAUCUGAAAUUGACGUCAAUUGUAACUUAUUUUCAAAGCAACAAUUUUAAGUGUAUAAUAGAUAAAUCCAACUAGUUAUUGUAAUAUGUUACUACUAUAGUUAUGUUUGUUAUUAGUUUAUUACUAUUACUAUUUCUAUCGUCAUUGUAUAAAUUAAAGAUUCAAUUUACUUUUUUCCAUAAAUACACUAUAGAUAGGUAAUAUGAAAUUAAAUGUAUUUCUUUUUUAAUUACAUUAUUAAAUUUACAGCAAUUAUUAGU